GUACAUUGCUCAGUGUUUACUCAUUUCUUGCAUCACUAAGACAGUUCGAUUACAACUACAAGAUGAGACUCAUCUAUUUGGGCCUGGCGCUGUCAUAUCUUCUGGGUGUUGGGGCAGAUAUUGUACCUAUAUUUACUACAUCAACCGAACAGACGACAGCAGCUGAUGAAACACCCACUGUUGCCAACAACAUAGCUGACAAUGACAACAGUACUGUGCCAGUACUAGAGAUCACUGACUACCACUACAUGGACUGGCCAAAGAUCGGCUACCGGAUCUUCAUGAAGAAAAUCCUUGAUGCAUUUAGAACUCUUAAGUUCUUCAUGAACCUUGAUCCCAUGGUCUUGAAGAUUACACGAACUUACAUUCUAAACAAUGACACAGAUCUUGAUUUCUUGAAUAACAAUUCUUCAGAAAACAGCAACGAAACUUCUAUUGACACCAAUACUGAAUCCCCUCUGGCACUAGCAUUAUUCAGUUCAGAAGAGUCAGACAACAGUGAACUUUCUGACAAGAAAACAUCAGAGCAAUUGAAAGAAUCAAAGGUUGACGAUGUUAAAAAGACAAAGACUGAAACUGGAGGAUUUUUCAGUGGCUUGGCCAGCACAGUUUCUAGUGUCUACCAUACUCUUACUGACUGGUUCUAAACUACAGCUUGGUUCCAAUCAUAAUUAUUUUUUUUGUUUUUCUUAUUUUAGGAAAAAUCCCAGCAUCCAUUUUUAUUUAUUAUAAAAAGUAAAUUCAAAACUGUUUUAUCAUCAACCACAUUAAAAUAUAUAUAUUGA
Macrosteles quadrilineatus (aster leafhopper) is the source of this 785-nucleotide messenger RNA. RefSeq lists its product as uncharacterized. The transcript is spliced from 2 exons. NCBI's taxonomy places the organism in Eukaryota, Metazoa, Arthropoda, Insecta, Hemiptera, Cicadellidae. The coding region runs from base 63 to 647 and encodes 194 amino acids. The record is from RefSeq and is a predicted model, not a curated record.